AUGAAAUAAUAAAGCGCAUCGAAACCAAAAAUUACUACACAACUACCAAUGCUACCAGAAAUAAAGAGAUAAUCAAAGGAUUCAAUGGAGGCUCCUCUGAAAUUAAUGAAACCAGCUAUUUAGAAUCCUUUAUCAUUAUCUCGCAUCUCAAGACAAUCAAGCAGCAUUGAAACUACAAUCUCAUAAGAAUCGUAACGGAAGUAAUAAUAAUCGAAGAAGCAAACUAUAGAACCUUUGGUAAAGAAUAAGACAUACUUUAAUCAUCGUACAUUAAUGAACGAUUAUUUGAAGAGAUAGAACAUUUCUAUUGCAACUAAAGUGUUUUGUUUUAAUUCGCAGGAUGAGUAUGUUCGAAGAUGCUUAUAAAGGCAUGGUUGGCUUGAAACACCUUGUAACUAAUAAAUUUUUGAUCUCAAAUGGGUUUAUAAUGACACUCCCGAUGAUUUUAAAACAUUAGUGGAUGGAUAAUUUUACAAUCAUUUUAGUAACACCAAGGAACUUACAACAAAAUCGUGUUUAUUAGCAAAUUUCAAAAAUUAAUGUGAAUAUGGAUAUGAUACUAGUACUUUCUUUCCUAGAGCUUUUGAUUUAGGUAAUGCUACUGACAGAGAUGAUUUCCUUAAAGAAUAUGAAAGAACUGCUGUCACCAUUAUAUUAAAAAAGGCAAUUAUUGCUUUAAGAGUGAAGAGAAAAAAUGAAAUGAAGAAGAUAAAGGAAGUUAUAUUUCAGGAAUGGAAGAAGAAGGAAGAGAACUCAAAGAUUCGAAGAAUUGAUAUGAAGAGAACUGUGAAGAGGAAAUACAAAAACAUUUAUACAGCACAGGAAUUGUAAGACUCAUCUUAGCAAUCAGAUAUAAAGUUUGAUUGUUCGAUUAUGUCUGAAGUGUUAUCGAGACUUUCGGAUAUGAAAAGAUAGUUGAAGGAUGGGUUUUAUGAUGAUAAAAACUUCGAAUUGAGUCAGUAAUACAUAUCAAGAACUCGAUAUAAUAUAAUUACAUAUUCUCAGAAUUAGAAAUUCGACAAAGGUUCAAACCCGAGCAAAUUUCUAAUUAGAAAAUUGUACAGAUAUCAUUUGUUUUUUAAAAAGUAUGAUCCAGCUUACAAAGUUGAUGGUGUCCAUAAUAUUUGGAUUAUUAAACCAGGAGGAUGUGCAAGAGGAUCAGGAAUUUAUUUAGAGAAGGAUAUUGCAGAAGCAAUCAACAGUGGUUAAUAAAUGUAAGCGAGAUUGGUGCAAAAGUACAUAGAAAGACCAUUGUUGUACAAAGGAUUCAAGUUUGAUUUGAGACAGUGGGUUCUAGUGAGGAGUUUCUAACCUUUAUAAGCAUUUGUGUUCAGUCAUUGCUAUAUGAGGAUGUGCAGUUAGCCAUAUGAUGUGAAGGACACUAAGAAUUUAUUAAAGCAUUUGACAAAUUUCUCUUUAAACAAAUCAGAAUUUAAGAAUAAAAAUGAUUCAAUUUACAGUAGUGAUUUUAUGUAGCAAUGGCUUCCUGUUGAUUGGUAAAAGGUAGUUAGACCAUAAUGCAAUGAGCUAAUGAUCAAAACACUCAAGAUAUUGUAAGAUCAAUUUGAAGGAGAAUCUAAAUAUUGCUUUGAAUUAUUUGGUUUUGAUAUUAUGUUAGAUGAAUAUUGUAAACCAUGGUUGUUGGAAGUCAAUCUAUCCCCAGCAUGUGCAGAAAGGGCUGAUUGGUUGCAUGAAAUGCUGGAUUCUAUGGCUGAGAGUAUGUUUAAUAUAGUAUUUGGUGAUGAAUUCAUAAGACCUAAAAAAUAUUAUUAUGAGUUAUUAAUUGAUGAGGAAUAAAAUUACAAUAAUUAAUAAUAGAACGAUGGGUAAUUUGAGUUAUGGGGAUAGAAAUGCAAUAUUAGGAGAGAAAAGAUGAUCGAUAAGAGAUAUAUAGAUUCACUGGCAGCUUUAAUGAUAUAAAAGUUUUAUAGAAUGUACAAGGCUAAAAAGAUAAAAUGGUUUUUAAGAGAUACUAAAUAUGCUAUUGUCAUAUAAAAAUAUGUUAGGAGAAUGCUUGCUAAAUUGUUAAGGAUAAGAUUGAAAAAAUAUUAUUCAGCCAGGAAGUUAUAAACGCUUAUCAGAGGAUUUCUAGCUAAGAAGAGGAAAUUUCAUUUGAAAAGAGCCAAAAUGGCAACUAAAAUACAAUGCCGAUUUAGAUGUAAUUAAGCAAUUUAGAUUAAGAGUUAAUUGAAGAGAGAACUAGCACUUUUGUAUUUAGAAUAAUUGAUCUCAAUUAAAAUCUCAUCUAAGUUGGCUAAUGAACUGAAAUAAAAGUUAUUUAAAUAUAAAAGGAUACAGAGAUGGUGGAAAGUAUUAUAUAGAAAAAGGGUAAAAUAGAGUGCAAAAAUAAAUUCACUUGUUAAAUGUUUUAUUUAAAAAAGGAAAUACAAGAAAUUACUUAAAAACCAUAGAUCUGCUAUUGUAAUUUAGAAGAAUUACAAACGAUUUUAAGCAAUUAAAUUGAGAAAGAGAUUGGAAAAAGAAUAAGCAACUCUUUUGUUAUAAUGCUUAAUGAAAAUUAAAUUGGCAAAAAGAUAAUAGAGAUUAGAGAUUUUUCAAAAGGGAUUGAAUAAAUUUACAAAGGCAUAUGGUAGACAUAAAUCAAGAGUAGCAAUGGUCAACAUUUGGAAUAUGGGAUUGUUAAGGGUUAAGGCUAUUGGAAAAAUAUAAUCAUAUAGACUUGUGAUCAAAUCAAAAAGAUACGCUCGUAGACUCAAACGAUUAAAGAAGUUUAUUAGAUUGUAGGCAUUUAUAAAGGGGUUUUUAUAAAGAAAGAGAUAUAGGAGAUUAAUCAAAAGGAAAAGAGCAAUCAAGUUGAUCAUUAAAUGUAUCAGGAAAUAUAUUUUUAAAAAGAAGAUAAAGAGAAGAAUCUAAUAGAAAAAGGGAAGAGGACUCAAUCUAUAUUCCUAAUAGCCGAGUAAAGCUAAUACAAUUCAAACUACGUCUACUAGAAAUUCAUAAACUAUAUAACAAUUUCAAAGCUAAAAUGCAAAGAAAUAAACAAGCCAAAUUCCUAAAAAGAAAUGA
Messenger RNA from Paramecium tetraurelia, 3027 nucleotides. RefSeq lists its product as uncharacterized. The record is from RefSeq and is a predicted model, not a curated record. Gene Ontology annotation, biological process: protein polyglycylation. Gene Ontology annotation, molecular function: protein-glycine ligase activity, initiating; protein binding. NCBI's taxonomy places the organism in Eukaryota, Ciliophora, Oligohymenophorea, Peniculida, Parameciidae. The transcript is spliced from 5 exons.